Messenger RNA from Gracilinanus agilis (Agile Gracile Mouse Opossum), 1031 nucleotides. It is a transcript of the gene PURG, whose product is annotated as purine rich element binding protein G. Gene Ontology annotation, molecular function: RNA polymerase II transcription regulatory region sequence-specific DNA binding; DNA-binding transcription factor activity, RNA polymerase II-specific; purine-rich negative regulatory element binding. NCBI's taxonomy places the organism in Eukaryota, Metazoa, Chordata, Mammalia, Didelphimorphia, Didelphidae. The coding region runs from base 1 to 936 and encodes 311 amino acids. The record is from RefSeq and is a predicted model, not a curated record. Gene Ontology annotation, cellular component: nucleus. Gene Ontology annotation, biological process: regulation of transcription by RNA polymerase II. The transcript has 3 exons.
AUGGAAAGAGCUGGGAAAGGAGGAGGAGGAGGCAGGAAUGCAGGAGGGGGUUCUGGUGUCAGCAGAAGCAGCCUUUAUCCCCAGGCCCAGCAGCAGUCCCAGUGUCCGCACUACCCGCCACCUGCAGGCACUGCCGUCUGCCAAACUGGGGCCACUGUGGAAAUCCAGGAGCUGGCCUCAAAGCGGGUGGACAUCCAAAAGAAGAGGUUCUACCUUGAUGUCAAGCAGAGUCCCCGGGGCAGAUUCCUCAAGAUUGCUGAGGUCUGGAUAGGCAGGGGGCGUCAGGACAAUAUCCGUAAAAGCAAACUGACCCUCUCGCUGUCUGUGGCAGCAGAGCUGAAGGAGUGCCUAGGGGAUUUCAUUGAGCACUAUGCCCACCUGGGCCUGAAAGCCCACCGGCCAGAACAUGGCCAUGACCAAGAACAUGAUGCCAGGAGACGACCACAGUCCUCAGCACCAUCGCCCCCAACCUCUGUAGUGUCUGAAGAACACCCUCACAGCGUGCUCAAGACAGACUACAUUGAAAGAGACAAUAGGAAAUACUAUCUAGAUUUGAAGGAAAACCAGCGGGGCAGAUUCCUCAGGAUUAGGCAGACUCUGACCAGAGGCCCUGGAGGCAUGGGUUACUUUGGUCACACCUUGGGCCAAGAACAAACAAUCGUCCUCCCAGCCCAGGGAAUGAUUGAGUUCAGAGAUGCCUUGGUCCAACUCAUUGAAGACUAUGGCAAUGGUGACCUGGAAGAACCACAAAGAGGUGGGGAAGAGGAACCCAUAGAGCUCCCCGAGGGCACAUCCUUCAGGGUGGACAACAAGAGGUUCUACUUUGAUGUGGGCUCCAAUCGCUAUGGGGUUUUCCUCAAGGCUGAAUCCCCAGCACCCAGCAGUGGAGAAGGUGGCACUCGAGGGAAUGUCAUGGAAAGCCCAGCUUCUUCCUGAAGCCCUGGAUGAGCACUCUCUUUGCCCUGAAUGCAGGAAGAAUUGAAAAAAAGAAUUCCUCCUCUCGAAAGCAGUUGAUGGUGACUUUAGCAGAA